AUGGCUCCGCCCUUGCAGGGCGCCGUGGAGCGGCUGCGGCCGCAGGAGCUGAAGCGGCUGAAGUUCCAGCUGAGCUACCUGCCGGCGCCCGACCGGCUCCCCGCGGGGCUGCUGGCCCAGGCCCACGACGGGCCCGCCCUGCUCCGCCUCCUGCAGUUCCACCUGGGCCCGCGCGCCCCCGACGCGCUGCAGCGCGCGCUCGAAGCCACGCCCGGCCUGCGCGCGCCCGUGUUUCUCCCAGGUCCAUAUCCUGACCCCAACAAUCUCCUUCCGCCGGGAAAUAAGAGGAAAAGGCUUGAUCAGUGCGACCAGGAUGAGCCGAAGCGGUAUGACAUGUCGAAAUGUCGGGAGGCCUUCCUGAUGGGGGUGAAGAAGGGAAGAUCCGGGGCGACCCAGGAUAUUGAAAAGUUGCGGAAGCAUCUUGCCGCCUUCAGGUUUUCCGUGCAAGAGUGCAUCGAUCCCGAUGGAAAGGAGAUUCUUCAAGACUUGCGAGCAUUCCGGGAUAAAAUCAACGGUUCUCCAUAUGAGAUGAGCUGCUGCCUCGUCGUUCUCAUGAGCCAUGGAGUGGAUGGCUUCAUCAAGGGGAAGGAUGAGGAGGAGGUCAACCUGGAGGAGAUCUUCAAGCUGUUCAACAAUGCAAAUUGCCCAAACCUGCGGGAGAAGCCCAAGAUCUUUAUAAUCCAGGCCUGCAGAGGAGACAGGAGAGAUGGGGGAGUGGAAGCAUUUGAUAACGUCGCAGAGGAAAUGGAUGAUACAUCCAACGUCAAGAGACUGCCGACCACCAGUGAUUUCUUUAUUGUCUAUUCCACUCAGAAAGGUCACGUGUCCGUCCGCAAUCCUCUGUUAGGCUCUAGAAUGAUUGAGGCGAUAGAUGACGUCUUUUCCCGAUAUGGAAAUAAGUGGCAGCUUACCGAUUUGUUUACCAAGGUCAACGACGAACUUGUCCACAGGGACUUUUACGGGUUCCAGUGCGUAGUGAAAGUGACCCUGGAAAUGCAGUCCACUCUGACGAGGGCAGUGUAUCUGGCCUCUGAGCAGGACCUUUGAGAGAACCUCUCAUCCGCAGAAGAACACUCCAACACUCGACGAGGUCUCGAUGAUGCUGUUGCCUUUUUCCACAGUGCUGCCGCACUAACUUCAAAGCACAUUUUCAGUGCUCAUUUCCCUUUCCAGAAGCCAAUCAUUGGCUUCUUUUCCGAGUCAGAAUAUCAGCUGGCUGUCGGCUCUCUUCUCCCAAGAUCCCAAACCCCACCCACACGCCCCCAAACACUCACACACAAAAAAUAUUGUACUUGUUAAGCCCUUACUAUGUGCCAAGCACCGUUCUAAG
Tachyglossus aculeatus (Australian echidna) is the source of this 1330-nucleotide messenger RNA. Its product is annotated as caspase-14-like. The transcript has 7 exons. Bases 1 to 1047 code for a protein of 348 amino acids. Lineage: Eukaryota; Metazoa; Chordata; Mammalia; Monotremata; Tachyglossidae. Gene Ontology annotation, biological process: proteolysis. Gene Ontology annotation, molecular function: cysteine-type endopeptidase activity. The record is from RefSeq and is a predicted model, not a curated record.